Messenger RNA from Alosa alosa (allis shad), 648 nucleotides. RefSeq names its product potassium voltage-gated channel subfamily D member 3-like. The coding region runs from base 19 to 384 and encodes 121 amino acids. The record is from RefSeq and is a predicted model, not a curated record. The transcript has 2 exons. NCBI's taxonomy places the organism in Eukaryota, Metazoa, Chordata, Actinopteri, Clupeiformes, Clupeidae.
ACCCGCCCCAGUCCUGUCAUGAGUAGCCAGGGGCUGACCGGGACCUGCUGCACGCGCCGCCCCAAACGGAUCACGCAGCUGACCAACGACACCUCCGGCGCCACACACACACACUCACACACACCACAUGGCCACACACACACCAACACCGCAGGGCUGCAGGAACUCAGCGCAAUACACAUCCAGUGUGCAGACCAGCCACUCAGCACAAGUCGCUCCAGUCUGAACAUGCGUACAGAUGACCGACUCAACUGCCAGGGAGGCCAGAUCACCACGGCGAUCAUCACCAUCCCGACGCCCCCGGCAACCACACCCGACGGUGACGGCCACGCCCCCAGCCCCCCUGUGUCGUCGCCGGGGGUGGUGAAGGUGUCGGCCCUGUGAGGGGUGUGGUCAGGGAGGGAGGGGAGGGGCCAGGACAAGAGACUGGGCGGAGCCUCUCACUUGAUUGACUGAUGAACCGCCUGCCCACUGUUGGCUGAAAUUCAGAACUGUAUUGAAACUAUGGCCAGCAGAGGUACACUCAAAAGUGUGUGACGGUGUGGUUUGGGGAGGGGUGUGUGUGUGUGUGUGUGUGUGUGUGUGAGAAAGAGAGUGACAAAGAGAGACUGAGACAAUGAAGAUAGAGAUAGAUGCACACACACACAC